AUGGGUUCUGUCAAAAACCUUGACCAGGAGGCCGAUGUCUCGAUUGAACAUGCGGAGAUAGCAUCUUCACAUGCCCCCCCUGCCUAUGAAAUAUCAAGGGUCACGUGGUGGAAACUCCAUGGUCUGAGAAAGCUCUAUGCAAUGAUGCCUCUUUUGUUUCUUGGCUCGACUAUCAAUGGAUAUGAUGGCUCGCUUUUAAACGGUUUGCAAACAAUGUCUCCGUGGCAAACCUAUUUUGAUAAUCCCACAGGGUCAACGCUUGGGUUAUUCACGGCGAUCCAGAAUAUUGGUGGGGUCUGCGCUCUUUUCUUCGCCUCUUAUGUGGCCGACCUGUUGGGACGCAGGAUCGGUGUAGCAGUGGGCCUUGUCGUGAUCUUCAUUGGCACAAUAAUACAGGUUGUCCCACCUGUGAACAGUGGAAUGUUCAUCGCUGGAAGAUUCCUGGUCGGUCUUGGUUCCAACAUCAGUCAGGGGUCGGCCCCGUUGCUCAUCACAGAGCUGGCACAUCCUCAGCACCGCGGAACAUUGACAACUAUGUACAACACUCUGUGGUAUAUUGGAUCAAUUGUCGCGGCUUGGACUGUUUUUGGGACCAUUAAAUAUAAUUCGGAAGCAUCUUGGAGGAUACCGGUUGGGAUGCAAGCAGCUAUGCCUGCUAUUCAAUUUGUAGGAAUCUGGUUCCUCCCGGAAAGUCCUCGCUGGCUAUGCGCCAAAAACAGGCCAGAUGAAGCCUUCAACAUCUUGGUAAAGUAUCAUGGCAAUGGGGACCAAACGGAUCAACUCUGUGCAUUUGAGUUCUAUGAGAUUCAGGAAACCUUGCGACUGGAAGAGGAAAACUCCCGGAACGGCUGGCAGACCCUUAUAAAAACUCCGGGAAAUCGUAAACGUCUCCUCCUGAUUGUGUUGGUUUCCUUCUUUUCUCAAUGUUCGGGAAAUGGCCUGGUAUCAUAUUACCUGCACUCGAUCCUGAACUCAGUGGGUAUCGAGUCGUCGCAUGAUCAGGCGGUGAUUAACGGAGGCUUGCAACUUUGGUCCUUCCUUGUGGCUAUCGGAUUCUCCUCCUUCCUCGUCGACGUUCUGGGCCGGCGGAUGCUCUUUAUGAUCGCAGCCGUAGGAAUGCUGGUAAGCUUCAGUAUUUGGACAGGAUGUUCCGCUGUUUAUGCGAAUACAGGAGACACCGGAGCAGGAAGCGCGGUGAUUGCAAUGAUAUUUCUCUUUUACGGUGUGGCAGGCUUCGCGUGGCCCGGACUCACCGUGGCUUACUGCGCGGAGAUCCUUCCAUUUCAAAUCCGAGCGAAGGGAAUGGCUGUUGCGUUCGCUUGCACAUCAGCGGCAUCGGUCUUCAAUCAAUACGUGAACCCGAUUGGUUUGGAAAGAUUGCAAUGGAAAUUUUAUUUUGUUUAUAUCGCCAUUCUUGUCGUUGAGUGUCUUUGUAUUUGGUUCCUUUUUGUCGAGACAAAAGGUCCGACCUUGGAGGAAAUUGCAGCAUUAUUUGAUGGUGACGAUGCGAACGUUGGAAGGUCAGUGGAGGGGGUGACACAUCAAAGAGCCGCGAAUACCGAGAAAAUUAGCGCGUAA
Messenger RNA from Aspergillus oryzae RIB40, 1578 nucleotides. Its product is annotated as sugar porter family MFS transporter. Gene Ontology annotation, cellular component: membrane. The record is from RefSeq and is a predicted model, not a curated record. Lineage: Eukaryota; Fungi; Ascomycota; Eurotiomycetes; Eurotiales; Aspergillaceae. The coding region runs from base 1 to 1578 and encodes 525 amino acids. The transcript has 7 exons. Gene Ontology annotation, molecular function: carbohydrate:proton symporter activity. Gene Ontology annotation, biological process: carbohydrate transport; transmembrane transport.